This is a messenger RNA of Cuscuta europaea, 917 nucleotides long. NCBI's taxonomy places the organism in Eukaryota, Viridiplantae, Streptophyta, Magnoliopsida, Solanales, Convolvulaceae. The record is from the annotation of a GenBank genome assembly.
AGAUGAUCUGAUAUGAUGAAGAGGACGAGUACCCAAAAUUAAAGGAAUUAAAGGAUGGAAGAUGGGAAUCUGCAGGCUGAAGCAAGAAAGCGAACACAGACCGGAGAUGCAUGGCAGAAGAAAUUCAAGAAAGAAAUCAAGGGACAGCAUUGAUCGUGGAUCUUUUCAUGGCCUGGACUGGGAUAACUUUCCAUUUAGGGAAAUGGGAACUUUCCAACGGGACAUCCAAAAAAGGAAAGCGGGAACAUUCCAACGGGACGGAGAACGAGGCAUAGACCACAACUUCUCUGCCCCUAGAACUCAUCAACAAUAUGGGGUAGUAGAACGGAAGAAUAGAACUCUGGAGGACAUGACUAGAACAAUGCUGAUUUCCAAUGGUCUAGCAAGAAACUUUUGGGCAGAAGCACUAAACACGGCAUGCUAUAUAAUUAACCGUGCUAUGAUCCGUCCACUCCUAAGGAAGAUGAUAUGCACUAAUUAGUAGUGCAUAAAUGCAUAUUUUUAUGAUUGAUUUGUGUGUAUUGUUUACCGUUUUAUUUAGUUUGUAAACAUCUGUGUGAAUUUAGUUGUAAUUGUAUUUUAAUCUUCAUUUAUUAGUUGUAAAGUAGAAUUAGGAAUUAUGGUGUUGAAAAGGAGGACUUUGAAGUGAAGAAAAAGGAGAUUGGACUAUCCAGAAGCUGAAACCCGACCGGGUAGAAGACUUCACCCGGUCGGGUCUGAUUUAACAGACGAAAUUCCUUGGAAAAUCACUAGACCCGGUCGGGCCCACUACCUCACCCGGUCGGGUGAGAAGUGACCGGGGACAAUCCGGCGUGCGAAGAUCACCCGAACGUGGCAAAUAUUUGAUAUUGAUUGAUACCCGGUCGGGUAUGGCACUUUACCCGGUCGGGUAUCCGCCCCAGGGUGUUGAAAACACC